Messenger RNA from Aaosphaeria arxii CBS 175.79, 900 nucleotides. RefSeq lists its product as uncharacterized. The coding region runs from base 1 to 900 and encodes 299 amino acids. The record is from RefSeq and is a predicted model, not a curated record. The transcript is spliced from 2 exons. NCBI's taxonomy places the organism in Eukaryota, Fungi, Ascomycota, Dothideomycetes, Pleosporales.
AUGGAUAAAGCCAAGCAAGCCAUCAGCGACUUCAUGAGCAAGAGCGGCCAUCAUGACACCACCGUCCAUGAAACCGUGGCCCCUGGCGUCCAGCAUGAGACGAUCAAGCCGCACCGACAUGAAGAAAUCGUCACCGCCAUUGACAAGGAGAUCCACCAAGACCACUACCACCGCACCGUGCAACCAGUCCAGGAUCGCGAGGUCCUCCCCGAGAAGCACACGGACAACUUAGGAGCCGUUACACACCGGGAAUUCGACCACCGCGACCACGAAGGCACCAAGAGGUUCCUCGCAAAAGACCAGGGCGGAUUUAGGAACAAGUCCAUCACUGAGAAGACCACACAUAGCCAGAGUGCAGCUCCCACCAUGGCCGGCGAGCAUAUUCAUCACCACAUCCACGAAACAAUCCAACCAAUAGUCCAGAAAGAAACCGUCCAACCCCACGUCGUCCACACGACGGUGCCCAUCCACGAAACCCACCACAACGCCGCCAAGCACCACGAGACGUCCCACCUGCCCCCCGUCUCGAUGGCCGAGUUCAAAGAGAAGGGCGGCAUCCUCGGCGGCCGCGAGGAGCGGUACGACGGGUUCGAGGGUGAGCCGCGGAACAUUGGCGGCGCGGUCGCUGCGGGCCUGAAGGGCCAUCGCCGCGACGACAGCCACCACGAGCAUCAUGAGCAUGGGGUUGUCGACCCCGAGAUGAAGAAGAGGGCUUCGCAUGGCGAUCAUAGCGAUUUCAUGGGCUUUGGACAUGGGGUUGGGAAGCCGGCUGUUGGUGCAACUGGUGCUGGUACUACUGCGGCGGGUGGAGGGACUGGAAUGGGGGUUGUGGAUGGGGUGAAGGGGAAGAGUGCUACUGAUGCUGCGGCGGCUGAGGGGAGGAGAGGCGUUUCUGCUUGA